Molecule: messenger RNA, 3256 nt
Organism: Varanus komodoensis (Komodo dragon)
Lineage: Eukaryota; Metazoa; Chordata; Lepidosauria; Squamata; Varanidae
Gene: KHSRP
Product: KH-type splicing regulatory protein
Exons: 20
Coding region: 96-2183 (695 amino acids)
Biological process (GO): regulation of DNA-templated transcription
Cellular component (GO): cytoplasm; nucleus
Molecular function (GO): mRNA binding
Source: RefSeq, a predicted model, not a curated record
GUGCGGGCGUGUGUGUGAGUGUGUGGAGAGGGGGAGAGCGCUCGGCCUGGUUCCCGCGUUGAGCCCUCGUUGCCGCCGCUUCCAUCUCUGCCGCCAUGUCGGACUAUAGCGCCGGCGGUCCACCGCCGCCUUCCGCUGGGCCGCCGGGCGCGGGAGGAGGAGUUGGGGCUGCUGGGCCUCCAAAUCAGGGAAGCGGAGGUGGAGCUGGCGGGGCCGGACAGGCCGGCGGAGCAGCGGGUCCCGGACCUGGCGGGAUCCGUAAAGAUGCCUUCGCCGACGCGGUUCAGCGCGCCCGGCAGAUAGCAGCUAAAAUUGGGGGAGACUCAGCUACAACAGUGAAUAACACUACUCCAGACUUUGGAUUUGGUGGUCAAAAGAGACAGCUAGAGGAUGGAGACCAGCCAGAGAGCAAGAAAAUGGCUCCUCAGCCAGAACCCAUGCCACCUCCCCCUCAACUUGGACCGAUCCAUCCUGCCCCCAGGUCUACAGUGACUGAAGAGUACAGAGUACCUGAUGGCAUGGUGGGACUCAUCAUAGGAAGAGGUGGGGAGCAGAUCAACAAAAUACAGCAGGACUCUGGAUGCAAAGUACAAAUCUCACCAGACAGUGGAGGGCUGCCAGAACGGAGUGUGUCUCUCACAGGAUCACCAGAAUCUGUGCAAAAGGCAAAAAUGAUGCUUGAUGACAUCGUGUCUCGAGGACGUGGUGGGCCACCGGGUCAGUUCCACGAUAAUGCCAACGGGCAGAACGGCACAGUACAGGAAAUCAUGAUCCCAGCUGGGAAAGCAGGGCUAGUGAUUGGCAAGGGAGGGGAGACCAUUAAGCAGUUGCAGGAGCGCGCUGGAGUGAAAAUGAUUUUAAUUCAAGAUGGUUCACAAAAUACGAAUGUAGAUAAACCUCUUCGAAUAAUUGGUGACCCUUACAAAGUACAGCAAGCUUGUGAAAUGGUAAUGGACAUUUUAAGAGAACGGGACCAGGGAGGAUUUGGUGACCGAAAUGAGUACGGUUCCAGGAUUGGCGGAGGAAUUGAUGUUCCUGUGCCCAGGCACUCUGUUGGUGUAGUCAUUGGACGUAGCGGCGAGAUGAUUAAGAAAAUACAAAACGAUGCUGGGGUUCGGAUACAGUUCAAGCAAGAUGACGGGACGGGUCCUGAGAAAAUUGCCCAUAUCAUGGGUCCCCCUGACAGAUGUGAACAUGCUGCCAGGAUUAUCAAUGACCUUCUCCAGAGUCUCCGGAGUGGCCCACCAGGUCCACCCGGCUCGGGCAUGCCUCCGGGAGGCAGAGGUAGAGGCAGAGGGCAGGGUAAUUGGGGGCCUCCUGGAGGAGAGAUGACCUUCUCGAUCCCCACUCACAAAUGUGGGCUGGUUAUUGGAAGAGGUGGGGAAAACGUAAAGGCCAUAAAUCAGCAGACAGGGGCCUUUGUAGAAAUAUCUCGGCAGCUACCGCCCAAUGGAGACCCCAACUUCAAACUCUUCAUCAUUCGUGGCUCACCACAGCAGAUCGAUCAUGCCAAGCAGCUCAUUGAGGAGAAGAUUGAGGGUCCUCUCUGCCCAAUUGGACCAGGACCUGGGCCUGGCGGGCCUCCUGGACCGGCACCAAUGGGUCCCUUCAACCCAGGGCCUUUCAAUCAAGGCCCUCCCAGUGCACCCCCUCAUCCCGGGGGGCCACCACCUCCACAGUACCCACCCCAAGGCUGGGGCAAUGCCUACCCACAGUGGCAGCCUCCUGCUCCUCAUGACCCAAGCAAAGCUGCUGCUGCUGCAGACCCCAAUGCAGCCUGGGCAGCAUAUUACUCGCACUACUACCAGCAGCCCCCUGGCCCAGUUCCAGGAGCACCACCUGCCCCCACAGCGCCACCGGUGCAAGGAGAGCCACCUCAGCCACCCCCCACAGGACAGUCAGAUUACACGAAAGCGUGGGAGGAGUAUUACAAGAAGCUAGGCCAGCAGCCCCAGCAGCCUGGAGCUCCACCACAGCAGGACUACACAAAAGCCUGGGAAGAGUAUUAUAAGAAGCAAGCAGCUCAAGUAGCUACUGGGGCAGGGCCAGCAGCACCACCAGGACCUCAGCCAGACUACAGUGCAGCCUGGGCAGAAUACUACAGACAACAAGCUGCCUACUAUGGACAGACGCCUGGCGCCGGUGGUCCAGUGCCACCACCAACACAGCAGGGACAGCAGUGAAUGGUGAUUCUCCAGAAGGAGAGAAGCCGUUGUGUCAGGGGCUGGCAGAAGGAGUAAGUUCUACAAAAUACAUUGAUCUUUUUCGGAGCAUUCAUCCAUCUCCCUUGUGGAGAUUGGGCAGUUUCAUAGAGAUGAGCAGAGCACUGGUUUGUCUUCAGUUUCCUGGCUGACAAAGUUGAAAUGUAUCUGCAACCAUAAGAGCCUGCUGAGAUUUAAGGUUUGGAAUAGAAAAAUGUUAUGAGAUGUUAAUGGUCCAGAAACUUAUACUGGCUUGCACAUUAAGCAGCUACUGUCAUCUUUUCCGUAUGCUGUAUUUUUAUUUUAUCUACUGAUUCUAUGCUGCUGUAUCAAACAAAAUUCAAUAAAAUUCAAGCUUGGAGGGGAGAGUGGAAAUAGAUUUCAGCAUACCAGACUCUGUCCCUGUGAUGAUGGUAAUACAGCCUUGCGAUUGCUUUUACUCUUCUUGUUUCAGUAACAGGUUCCCAUCAUGUUUUUCCCCCCCUUUCAACAGGCUCAGUGAGUUGAAUGUGAACCUCCCCAUCUCUGAGAACCUUUUUGUUUUGGAAAGAGAGGUGGCUGCUGCAGGAAGUGACGGGGUGGGAAGGGAGCUGGCCUGUUGCUCUGAUUGCUGGGUUUCUUCUGGGAAUCUCAGCCACGCCGCCUUCAAGUCUCUCUUUAAAAAAAUAAGUAAAUCCAGAUCUCCAAACCCCUAAUGUUGAGCCAGCAGCUGUAGAAGAUAGCCGACUAAAACCGCCGCCGCCGCCAGACCCCAUCCUGCCUGACACACACCUCAGUUUUCAGGGUAACACUUCCUCUUUUCUUUCUGUUUUGUUUCAAAAAUUUUACAAGGAAAAGUCACUCUGCUUUUUAGUUAGAGUUGGAACAUUCCUCGGACAAAGGUGUUGGUGUUUCAGACAACCCCUUCCCUGCCCUUCCAUUUCUCCACUGCUGGGACUGAUCUGUCGUGUUUUUGUCUGUUCAAGAGGAAAUUGAAACAAACAAACAAUUGUAUGCUCAAUUUUUACUUUUUACCGCUCGUUUUUAACUUCACAAAUAAAUGAUAACAAAACAUC